AUGGCCGACAACAGAGCGAGCGAGCCAAUCGAACUGUACGAUUCUGGCCUGACCGUGCCUUCAGACUCGGAGAACUACUCAGCCAACAACGAGCUCUCGUCCUCACCACCGUCCACAUCAAGCUCGCCGGUGAUUCUCUACAAGCCGCCUACCUUCUGGAGCUUACUGCGCGGAACGGCCAUUAAUGUCAUCCUCCCCUUUGUCAACGGCCUGAUGCUCGGCCUAGGUGAAUUACUCGCGCAUGAAGCCGCGUUCCGUCUGGGCUGGUCUGGAACAAAGAUUUUCCCGACCUACAGGCGCACCACCCCGGUUGGCCCUGGAAUCGAAAUGAGAGAGAUACGAGACCGACGGAGAAAUCCUCACGCCGAUGUUGGGGAUGCAGCGGCCCUUGAGUAG
This is a messenger RNA of Talaromyces atroroseus, 396 nucleotides long. RefSeq names its product Mitochondrial import protein 1. The record is from RefSeq and is a predicted model, not a curated record. Lineage: Eukaryota; Fungi; Ascomycota; Eurotiomycetes; Eurotiales; Trichocomaceae. Gene Ontology annotation, biological process: protein insertion into mitochondrial outer membrane; mitochondrial outer membrane translocase complex assembly. Bases 1 to 396 code for a protein of 131 amino acids. Gene Ontology annotation, cellular component: mitochondrial outer membrane. The transcript has 2 exons.